AUGCCGACCCUGAGAACACGACUCUGCCAGGCCGCGCGGAAGCUGGAGGGCACGCUGCGGAGCGAGCGCAGCGCGUGGGAGGCACAGAGCGCGAAGCGCGACCAGGAGCUCGAGCAGAAGAGCCAGGAGGUCCGAGAACGAGAGAACGAGCUUCGCAAGAAGGAGCGGGAGGCGGACUCUCUCAGGGACCAGGCCCGCAAGCUCGAAGACCAGGUCCGCCAAGAGCGGAGAGCCUCCGAGGAGCUGCAGUACAAGAACCAGACCCUGGUGCAGGAGCUCCACCUGCGAAACCGCCAGCUCCAGGAGCAGUCCGAGGAACUGGCGAAGUUCAUCUACGAGCUUGACGCACAGACGAGGGGCGACAUCCCCAGUGUGAUCAAGGAGGUGAGACAGGCACGGGAGGAGGAUCCGGAGCUCGCGCAGCUCAAGGAGAUGCUCGUGAAGUCCGAGGCUGACGUGAAGCUGCUACGCGAGUGGCAGGAGCAUGCGCAGGCUCAGAGGUAG
This is a messenger RNA of Symbiodinium natans, 504 nucleotides long. The record is from the annotation of a GenBank genome assembly. NCBI's taxonomy places the organism in Eukaryota, Dinophyceae, Suessiales, Symbiodiniaceae.